AUUAAAGGAACAAUCUACUCAGCAGUUCGUGCACUGAAGAGGAUUCAAAAUCCGGCUUGAGAGACCACAUGCUCACGCGCCGCCAGCUGAGGCAGUCUCAUACACAACAACUCUUGCAUCAUCGUGGAAGGAAAACCUGUUUGGCGAUUGCACGAAUCGCACAGGUACACCAAUAGUAAGAUAUGUUAUCGAGGAUAUUUAUACGAUGUGCCAGUCGUAAGGCUUUCAUUCCUCCUGUCAACUUCCGUUAUGCUUCUCAAACCGAGGAGGAACAAAUGGAAGAAUUGCCAAGAAUUCGAUAUCCUGCUAUUAAAGAUGACUGGAAUAGAAAUUAUGGGAAUAAGCAGAGUGAAAGAAGAUAUGAAAAGAAUGAUUCCCAUGACAGGCCUGCAAAGUACAAUAGUAAUAUUUUUCGCAUGAAGGCGGCAUGGAUUGAUAAUAAAAUUAACAAUUUCCACGACAAACGUAAAAAAACGUCCAAGUUGUUAGGAGAUAUUUAUGGUGACGAUAUCCCAAAAAGAGAUAUUAUUCGUAUAAAUAAUGAUCAAUUUAAUAUUGAACCGCUCGGUGAAAUAAUUUAUGGAGUAUAUCCCGUUCUUUUUGCCCUUAAAGCCGAGCGGCGGCGAAUAAAUUAUAUACUUUACAAAAAAGGAUCUGAAAUGAGAAACAAGAAAAUUCGAGAAAUUUUAGAAAUUGCACAAGAGCGCAACAUAAAAUUGCAAAGUUUAGUUGGUGUACAGUUUAGAUCACUCUUCCGAGGAGACCAAGUACACCAAGGAAUAUGCUGUGAUGCUACUCCACUUUCCUUUGAAGAACUACAAAUUGAACCUUCUAACAAAAUGAUCAAACCAGAUGAGAAUACAAACAGUACUGAUGAGGUAAAUUCAGUUGAGUUUCAGACAGAAAUAACAUCUGAUAACCAUCAACAGAAACCAUUUCAGUUAUGGCUGUAUCUAGAUCGCAUUCAAGAUCCUAUGAAUUUUGGAGCUAUCUUGAGGUCCGCAUACUUUAUGGGAGUAGAUAAAGUAUUGACUCCCGCAGAAAACAGCUGCCAAAUGUCUGGUGUUGUGAGUAAAGCCAGUUCUGGAGUAGCAGAGAUACUUCCUGUAUACCAGGUCAAUGACCCUAUUAAUCUCUUCGACAAACUGGCAGAUGAAGGAUGGCAUUUAGUAUCUUCAUCAUCAAGUGGACAGGCUUCAACAACACCUGUUACUGACUUUCAACCUCAAGGACACACUUUGUUGGCUGUGGGUAAUGAAGGAGCAGGCGUUUCCCAUGACCUUGAAAAGAAGUGCACAACAAUUCUAACAAUUAAGUCGGGACAGGACCUGGAUCAUGAUGCAUGCUGCCUUAAUGUUUCUGUUGCUACUGCAAUUAUUUUGCAUUCCCUUCAGUUGAGGCUGAAUCUCGGAAGAUAAAAAAAAUGGCAUUCUUUCAGAAAAGUAGUCCAUGAUAAAACAGUAAUAACCCUUUGGAAUAGUUCUGUACCCACCUCAGCUGUCUGAAUGAGAAUAGUCUACCUAGCCAGCCAUUUAAGUGAGAACUGUUUACCUACUGCAGCAAGCUAACUGGGAACUGUGAUCAACUUCAUAAUAUAUAAGAAAUUGAGGAGCAGAGGACAGCAUAUUUAGACAAAAUCUUGCAGGCCAAAUGUCUGUUACUACCACAAUUAGGCUUUCCAGGCAAAAAAAAAAUUCUUUAGUGCAAAUACAUAGUACUGGUAAUGUAUUACUCAUCAGAUCUAAAAAAUAAAUUGAUAGAUUAAUUUCUUUGUAAACCAAUUAUAAUUUGUUUAAUAAUAAAAAAUGAUUAUUUGUAAUAUUAGAGAAUAUGAUUACAUUGCAAUAAUAGAUGUAAAUAGUGUCAUGGCACAGACACAGCUGCAUACUGUAGCCAUAGAAUAAUUAGGUCUGGCACAAUCAUAAAUGGGUGCUCAGAACCUAAACAAUAGUACAAUUUUUUUUAUUUAAUAUAAAUUUAUAUAUAAUUUCUAAAUUAUUUUGUUCCUGAGGGUAGCCAUUGUUCAUGUUAAAAAAAAAGCAACCCCCAAAAAGUCUCUCAAAAUAUGGAUUAUUAUAAGAAAAUUUCCAAUCUGUUUGGGGGAAUGGCUGUUUCAGUAUAUAUAUGUUUAUCCAGAGAAGUGUGUUCUGCAUUUCGGUUUUAUAAGUAAAUACAAAAUUAUUAAAGUCAUGGUUAUGACUGACUUAUCUGGGGGAGAAGACUCCUACCAUAGUUUGUGCUUAAUACAAGAUUAUAAAAUGCUGAUCUUAAUCCAGAGAGGUAUCAUGGUUUAAUAACAGAAUCUUUUAAAUUGUGGGUUGCUGAAGAUGUUUGUCCAAGAUUGAUUGUGUCAAGCCCGUUUACUGAAACAGCAUACGACUUCUUUUUAAACAUACUUUAACUGCAUUUCAGAAACCCAUGUACAGUACCACCAAAAUAAACUGGUUCGUUCAGAA
This is a messenger RNA of Procambarus clarkii (red swamp crayfish), 2456 nucleotides long. RefSeq names its product rRNA methyltransferase 1, mitochondrial. NCBI's taxonomy places the organism in Eukaryota, Metazoa, Arthropoda, Malacostraca, Decapoda, Cambaridae. Gene Ontology annotation, molecular function: RNA binding; rRNA (guanine) methyltransferase activity. Gene Ontology annotation, cellular component: mitochondrion. Gene Ontology annotation, biological process: rRNA methylation. The record is from RefSeq and is a predicted model, not a curated record.